AAUAUGUUAUCAUUCUUUUAUUUACAGGACGAUGGCGCCUCUCAGAGAUGCCGUGCAAAGUAAGCUCUCCAUUUAACCCUGAUCUGGCCUCUGCCUUUCUGGAGGCGGAGAUUCUCCCGACCUCGGGAUGCAUGACCAACGCAACAUCAAGAAAAUCAGGCGCUGAAAUUCAUGUAAUAAAUUACCAAGGAAGCAAAGAACAGAAUGUUGAACUGCUAUUGAAUGACUUUGAGAAAAAAGGUUUUGAUGAACCGUUUGUGAUCAUUCUCUCUUCCAAUGUUACUGUAUACUGGCAAAUACGUCUACGGCAAAAUCCGAAAAAAUCUUGGAAACACACCUUUGUGGUGGCUAAAGGUUCUGGAUUGCGGUUUGCCUACAAGCACCUGUCAUCACGUCCUACCAUUUCAAAGCCUAAAAAUCUUCCAUUUGAAUCAGAUGACCUUUUGACCUGGGUAACCAAGAGAUACUCGGUAGUAACGACCUUCACAUCAGUUCCCGGCGGCAACCAUCUUACACUUACUGUUGGCAAAGCCCAACAAUCCUCAUCCUCAUCAGCCACAUGUUCAUUGACGAGUAGUGACCUUGAAGAACCAAAUGUGAAGGUCAUUUCCAUGGUGUCACAGCCAGUAGAGGGUUGUCUAAUGCAGGACAGAUACCCUGGACCUAUAUACAAGGUCGCAUAUGUGAUUGAACUGAAGGAAGUUCCAGAUGUUGACAAGUUUGAAGUUCACUUGGAUCUGAGAGGUCACUCCCGUCAGCAUGGGGAACGUGAGACUAAACUUGUCCUGAAAGCUCCGAGUCAAGUCACAUGGCGUGUUUACACCAAAAAGAUGCAGGGAUUGAUUCAUAUAGUGGCCAAUAGUUACGUGGAUAUGGCUGGCAUCAGGGUGGAGACAGUAUCAGUGAGGUCGGAGGAACUGCGGGAGACGGGUCUAGACUUACUGAGAUGGGUACAAUAUUACCUCGACGUACCUAUUUCCAUGUACACCUCCAUGAACAACUCAAACAGGAUACAGAUCUCCUUUCCGGAAAUAGUGGAAAAAGAUGACCGAACUGUGAAGCAGAUGAAGAACAAUUUAAGAAUUGCACUGAGAACGGAGUGUGAUACAAAGGCCGUGACAGUCUCUGUCGAUAAAACUGUCCUACAGAUGCUUGGUAUAAAGAAGAGCAUGCUGACACUGUUAGAUCCUCAUUGUACAGCGUCGGAAAAUGCCACCCACGUGUACAUUCAGAGUUCCCCAGGUGCUUGCGGUACAAGCUCCAUCGCAACACAGAUUGGUCGUCAAGCUCUCACUAAUGCUCUUGUAGUUCAUGAUACGAACAUAGUAACAGAGGACAUAAAGGAUCACGAUUCUUUGGAGGGGAGUGGCAAUGAAGACAUUUUCUCCGGGUCGGGAGAGAACGAAAUCUCCGAUGUUAUGUUGGAUGAUGAAGAUUUGGAGCUUCAGCGUGUUCAGGUCAACUUCAUGUGUAUCCCUUUGCAAGAGCCAAAACCAGACAUAGAACUGCCUCCAAAGAUACUGCCGGAAACUGAACUACAGUUACAACUAUUUGAUAACGUCUUGUUCCUGGCUCCGUAUAUUCGGUUCCCAGUAAAAAUCGAGGAAUAUAACAAACGUCUUUAUCUUCAAGCAAUUGCCAUGUCGGACCCACUAUUACGAGCAAAUAUGGAGAAUUGUUGGCUCGCACCAGAACUGGACAAUUCUGAAAGCAGUAGAUACUCUCUCGUAGAAGAAAGUUGUGGACAAGAUAGUAGUGUACAAUAUUAUGUGUCCGGUACCCCGCAGAGUGAGAGACUGACGUUCACGCUGGAAAAUUACAUAAAAGUGGCGACCAGUCCCACAGCAGUUCUGCGGUGUGACGUUAGUAUCUGCUGUAUUGACAAGAAAUGCGGUAGCUACAAUCUACCAUUGUGUCCUGAUCGUAGCGUGGAUUGUGAGAAGCAGAGGCACGGCCAUGGUAACACCAACAGGAACACGCAGAUUAUCAUAGUCGGAACUUUGUCUCUGCCAAAACAAGUGACAAGCUAUGAAGAAGGUACAGACUCUUCAGUGGUAAAGAUAGAAACAGAUGUACCAGAAACUGGUGAGGUAGCCGGAGGUAACAAGGAGCCAUUGGUUAUAGAAGGGCUUGACUCGGGGACGGUGGUUGGUAUAGCCUUUGCUGCAUUUAUCAUAGGAGCCAUGAUGAUGGGGGCUCUAUGGUUCAUCCAUACCCACUCAGGAAAAUUAUUUUCAUCAGGACCUUUUAAAAGAAGCAUGGGCGUUAGAGAGACUCCGGAACACGAGGAUGGAUACGUUGAAACCACUCCAGGGUCUUCUGUCCCUAUAUCCACUUAGAAUUACCUCCCUUGACAGUUUUAAACAUAUCUACCUCACCAGUUGAAGAGCUUGCUGUUUUGAAAUACAUCAAGGAAAUUUCAUCCAUCAAUCCGCCAUUACCUACCAUCGGAAAUCAGAAAUCAAUGCAUUUAAAUUUCCCAUUCUAUAUAAUUAUCACCAUACGCAUUGAAUCCAGUUAGUGUUCAGUUCAACCUUUAAAAGAUGUCGCAAAAAAAAAAAGAGAACCCAAUAAAAUGUCAACAGAUCAACUCAAGUUGCAGAUAAUUGAUGCUUCAAACCUGUGUUUAAAAAAAAGAAUUAAUUUGAACAGGAAAGUGAUAAAGAGAAGUCUUAUUUUGAAAAGAUUUCAUCGAUUUGGAAGAAUUAGGUUUUCAUGUAGGAAAUUAUUUUCUUUUCUUUCAAAGAUAGGGAUUGGGGUGGGCAGGUAAAUUUGCAUCUUCAGUAGAAACUUUAACCAUACUCAGGAGAUAUUGCCAGUAGUUUUUACAUUAGAUACAGGGAGUCCUUUCACAGGGAUUAGUGAUUGCAGGAAUCUACAGGGACUUGUGUUACUUAUGAUUAUUAUAGAUAAGAUUUUGCAUCACGUUAAUGCCUUCUAAAACAUGAUUGGCUCAGUGUUCUUCUUAAGUACCUCAUUUGCAUAAAUUUGCAUAAAUUAUUAUUCAUUUACUAAAUUUGAUAUAUAAUGGCCAGUUGUACAUUUAAUUUCAUAUAUUAUUUUUCCAUACUCCUCAGAAUCAAGAUUUAGUUCAUUUGAAACAUAACAAAAGACAGUGUGUCAUCUAGAAAAUGGGCAUUUUAUGAACAAUUUGUGUAAAAAUGAAACAAACACACAUUGGAGUGCUUGAUUGAGCAUUCCGGAAUAUGUUCUGCAUUUAGAAACCAAUCUCAUAUUAGAAAAAAAGGACUUCAGAUGUAUUUCGUUUUUGCCCCAAGGAGAAUCAUAUUGCCAUGGGUUAUUGCCAUAAGUUGAAAAAAAGUGUUGAUCUUCUCUGAGUUCAGAUAUAUAGACUACAGCCUAUUAAUAUGUGAUGAAAAAACUAGAGAGAAAAAAAAUCCCGGUGAAUUAAAAAAAAAAGAUAUAGUAAUUGUGAAAAGAAAUGUCCAGUGAUAGUUAUCCACUUUUUAAUUUAAUAUUCAUGUAUAUAUUUAUGGAUUGACAUUGAGAUGACAUUGUUAACUUGUACAUUUGUAUUAUUUUGCCAAGUUUUUCUCAGUGAUUGAAGAGUAAUAUAUAUUAUAUAUAAAAUAUAUAUAUACAUAAUAUGUAAAACACCACAAAGGGACAAUAUUUGUGGGUUGACUUAAAGCUGAUGUUCUCAGAGAUUGUAUGGAAUCUCAAGGGAUUUACAUUCUAUCACGAUAAUCUGUUGAUGUGUACGACGUAACUAUAUUUUUCAUAUGAAUUCUUUUUGAAGUGUUUUACUGUGGAUCUUCAACCAAAACUUUGAAAUAAGUGAUACAGGAAUAAAAAAGUGAAUUAAAAAAUGCUAAUAGUGAUCUACCAGCAGAAGAUUUUGUGUUAAAACUUACAUGCCGAUGAUUAAAUUUAUGUCAUUAUUACGAUAGUAGCGUAAGAUGUUGUACGAAGAAAGCUUGUAUUUUAUCGGCACUGAAUUGAACGACUUAUCUCGAUCACAUUCAUCAUUAUACAACGCUCCAACAUGAUGGCAUUUGUUAAUUGUUCAUUUAUCUUGAGAAAUAAGUGCCAUUGUUUCAAUAUCCCUUGCGAAGUGUUAAUGUUAUUGUUAAAACAGUGGAACGGAAGUACAUUAUGUGCUGAAGUUUAUUCAUUGAUUGAGAUAUAAUUACAUGUAAGAGUGAGUGGAUUGCGCUCGUUACAUACUGAACAAACUGUUCACCAGACAUCGGCUCAGUACACCAGAAGCAUAUAGUAUUAUAAACCAAAAACGAGCCCGAUGAAACUGGGAACAAAAUUAGCGGGGAAAAAUUACGGAGAAAAGAUUUUAUGCCCUCUUCAAAAAAAGUGUUAAUGAAAAAGGUAAUGAAAUGAGAAGGCUGUUGCACUGAGGAAACAACUGAGAAUGUAUUUUUGAGCAUUGUGCUAGAGAUGAACUGAAUAUAAAUUGAAUUACAAUGAUUGUAGAAAAUUAUGAAAUGAGUAUUUAAGGUUUAAAGAAUAUUUCAUUUUGAUAGCUGAGGGGCAUUGUUGUGAAAAUUGGAGAGAGAAAAACACUUAAGUCGCAUGGGAGAGAUUUUACCAUAGCGCAUUGUUGCGUCAAGAACUUGACGGGGUCGUCCACAAUUUUAUUGACUUUAUUAUAGUGUCUGAACAGACAUAAUCCUCAGGUUAUACGGGUCAUCCUUUAAUAUCGUCUUGAUUCACAUUGUUUAUGACCUUGUUCUCAUUUUUUUUUCAUUGGCGUAUUUUAUUGUCUUUGACCUCUUUUAUUGUCUUUGGCCUCUUUUAUUGUCUUUGACCUCUUUUAUUGUCUUUAUUGGUCAGGAGAAAACAAUGUUUCUAGCACAAUA
Ruditapes philippinarum (Manila clam) is the source of this 4835-nucleotide messenger RNA. Its product is annotated as transforming growth factor beta receptor type 3-like. The record is from RefSeq and is a predicted model, not a curated record. The transcript is spliced from 14 exons. NCBI's taxonomy places the organism in Eukaryota, Metazoa, Mollusca, Bivalvia, Venerida, Veneridae. Bases 48 to 2339 code for a protein of 763 amino acids.